Molecule: messenger RNA, 1633 nt
Organism: Prunus persica (peach)
Lineage: Eukaryota; Viridiplantae; Streptophyta; Magnoliopsida; Rosales; Rosaceae
Product: GABA transporter 1
Exons: 7
Coding region: 37-1431 (464 amino acids)
Cellular component (GO): plasma membrane
Source: RefSeq, a predicted model, not a curated record
AGAGAGAGAGAGAGAGAGAGAGAGAGAGAGAGAGAGAUGGGAACGGUGGCUCCAAACUUGAUGGAAGUAUCUGCAACUGCAACUGCAAGUGUUCAUAAGGAAAACGGUGUGGUUGCCAACCCUCCAAAAGAGCUUGAUGCCGGAGCCUUGUUCGUCCUCAAAUCUCAAGGGUCGUGGUUGCAUUGUGGGUAUCACUUGACGACAUCCAUAGUGGCUCCCGUGCUUCUAAGUCUUCCCUUUGCGCUCACCUUGCUAGGCUGGGUUGGAGGACUCAUUUGCCUUGCCUUGGCUGGUUUGGUCACUUUCUAUUCCUACAAUCUUUUAUCUCUGGUUCUGGAGCACCAAGAAAAGCUUGGACAUCGUCAGCUUCGCUUUCGAGACAUGGCCAGAGACAUUUUAGGUCCUGGAUGGGGCAAAUAUUUUGUUGGUCCUUUGCAAUUUUGGAUAUGUUAUGGUGCUGUUAUUGCUUGCACUCUACUUGGAGGGCAGAGCCUUAAGUUUAUUUACCUGCUUUCCAACCCAGAUGGGAAAAUGAAGCUCUACCAAUUUAUAACUAUGUUUGGAGGCGUGACACUACUUUUGGCUCAAAUGCCAUCCUUCCACUCCCUAAGGCACAUAAACCUUGUAUCUCUUAUCCUUUGCCUUGCAUUCAGCGCUUGCGUCACGGCUGGUUCUAUAUACAUUGGACAUUCUAAUAAGGCUCCUGUAAGGGACUAUACCGUGAAAGGAAGUGCAAAAGACCGCAGUUUUGGUAUCUUCAAUGCCAUUUCAAUCAUCGCUACUACAUAUGCAAGUGGAAUAAUUCCUGAAAUACAGGCAACUUUAGCUCCUCCGGUGAAAGGCAAGAUGUUCAAAGGCCUAUGUGUUUGCUAUAGUGUGAUAGUGACGACAUAUUUCAGUGUGGCAAUCUCUGGGUACUGGGCGUUUGGAAAUCAAGCAAUGGGAACAGUUCUUUCUAAUUUUAUGGGUGAUGAGAAGCCUUUACUGCCUACCUGGUUUUUGCUCAUGACCAAUGUCUUCACUCUUUCGCAAGUUUCUGCUGUCACAGUGGUUUACUUGCAGCCAACAAAUGAAGUGUUUGAGAAAAAAUUUGCAGACCCAAAGAUGCCUCAAUUUUCCAUCCGUAAUGUUGUGCCGAGAUUGAUUCUCCGGUCACUGUCCGUCGUGGUAGCUACAAUAUUUGCUGCAAUGUUGCCUUUCUUUGGAGAUAUCAUGGCCUUGUUUGGGGCAUUUGGAUGCAUUCCUCUAGACUUCAUUUUGCCAAUGAUUUUCUACAACGUAACUUUCAAACCCUCCAAACAGAGCCUUAUUUUUUGGGUGAACACAUUGAUAGCAGGAGCUUCCUUCUUGUUGGUCGGGGUAGGGGCAGUGGCAUCUGUUCGACAAAUAGUUCUUGAUGCCAAAACAUAUCGCUUAUUUGCUAACAUGUAAAAAGUAGUGGAAUCAGUUUGUAUCUCCUUUCAGUACCUAUAAAUGAAAAUUCGGAGCCUUUUAAAUAGGGAAAUAUUUUUGCUGCCACUUUAACUUAAAGUGUAUGCUCUUUAUCCUUCUUAAUGCUUGACAUGUAUUCAUAAGCAUAACUAUGAUUAACUUUUUACUUUGAUUAAUGUAAUUGUUGUUAUAUUUAUAUACA